UGCCUGACUCAGGGCUGGAAUUUCGGGUUAAAUAUUCAAAAUGGCGGACGGAGGAGCAGCGAGUCAAGAUGAGAGUUCAGGACCAGAUACUAAAGUGAAUAAUCGGUCAGAAUCUGCUAAAUGUGCAAUGGAAAGCGGUGACGGAAACACCGGAAUUCAAACCAAUGGGUUGGACUUUCAUAGGCAGACGGUGCCAACAACAGUCACCAAUGCACACACACAAGCCCUCCUCCAACAGUCUAAGUCAGAGGACUCUGGUGCUCUACCGACCUCCGUCCAGCAGAGCGUUUUGCCUCAAACCCAGCUAAUGUUGACCGGGGGACAGAUUGCUGGAUUGACCCUGACCCCAACACAGCAGCAGCUGCUAAUCCAACAGGCCCAGGCUCAGAUCCUGGCUGCAGCUGUGCAGCAGCACACAGCCAACCAGCAGAACAGCACCACUGGGGCCAACAUCUCAGCCACUGCAGCCACCCCCAUCACCCAGUUGCCCCUCUCACAGCCCAUUCAGAUCACCCCGCAGCUACAGCAGCAGAGUUUGGGCCUGCCUCAGUUUGUUCUGGUUCAGCCCGGCCACCACAUUGCUACUUCACUGCAACCUGCUCAGUUCAUCAUCUCACAGACACCGCAGGCCCAGCAGGGUAUAUUGCAAACCCAGAGUCUUCUAACUCAACUACCUCAAAGCCAAGCUAACCUCCUGCCAACUCAACCAAGCAUCAACCUUGCAACUCAGCCUUCAACUCCAACCCGAACUACAGCGGCCACGCCCAUUCAGCUGCCCCAGAGUCAGACACCACCCAAGCGGUUGGACACCCCCACGCUGGAGGAACCAAGUGAUCUUGAGGAGUUGGAGCAGUUUGCCAAGACUUUCAAACAGAGACGAAUUAAACUGGGCUUCACGCAGGGGGACGUCGGCCUGGCCAUGGGCAAGCUGUAUGGAAACGACUUCAGUCAAACUACCAUUUCUCGCUUCGAGGCCUUGAACCUGAGCUUUAAGAACAUGUGCAAACUUAAGCCUUUGCUGGAGAAGUGGCUUAAUGAUGCAGUUUGUGCAGAGAACCUGACAUCUGAUCAGGCCCUGUCCAGCCCCAGUGCUCUGGGCUCCCCGGGCAUGGGCAUGGAGGGGAUCAACCGCAGACGGAAGAAAAGGACCAGUAUCGAGACCAACAUCCGAGUGGCCUUAGAAAAGAGCUUUGUGGAGCAGAACCAAAAACCUACCUCUGAAGAGAUCACCAUGAUCGCUGACCAGCUCAACAUGGAGAAGGAGGUGAUCCGGGUCUGGUUCUGCAAUCGCCGUCAGAAGGAGAAGAGGAUCAACCCCCCCAGCAGUGGCAACGGUGUAGGAGGCAACACCCCCCUCAAAGCCAUCUUUACACCCAGCAGCCCUUUGGUGGCCAGCACUGCGAGCCUUGUUAGCAGCCCGACCAUUAACACGUCAACCACUCUGACUGUAAACCCAGUGAUGCCUCUCACCAGCACCAGCGUGUCCACUUUGUCUUUCACAGGAACGACAGUUGGAGCAACAAACACUGCAUCCGUCAUCUCUACCACACCUUUGGUUACCACGGCGACCAGCUCUCCAUCUCUAAGCCCUUCUCCAACAACCAUUCAGUCCACAUCCACAGACAGCAAACCCGUCGUUUCGUCCCACACCAUCAUGACGCAGGCGGCCACACCUGUACCUUCCACCUUGGGGACGGGGCAGGUGAUGGUGACCGCUUCGGGGCUGUCGGCUGCCCUCCAGGGGGCGGCCCAGAUGCCCAGUGCGAGCUUUGCAGCCAUGGCUGCAGCUGCGGGCCUCAAUCCGGGGCUGAUGGCCUCCUCUCAGUUCGCUCCAGGGGGGGCUCUUCUCAGCUUGGCUCCCGGGGGGCUCGGCGCGCUCAGUCCUGCUCUGAUGAGCAACAGUACCCUGGCUACCAUUCAAGCACUGGCGUCCAGCGGCACCAUCCCCAUCACCUCUCUGGAAGGCGGCAACCUGUUGUUCGCCAACACGUCGUCCGCCAGCACGCCCAACCUGGUGACCACGCCGCUCUUCCUGAACCCCCAGAACCUGUCGCUGCUCACCAGCAACCCCGUCAGCCUGGUGUCGGCCAGCGCCGGGGGGCUCCAGGUCACCACCGACGCCAACCACCAGGCCUCCACCAUCACCACUGCCUCCAAGGCUCAGUGAGGCGGCGCGGAUCUAAGCCCGUUUCCGAGCACUAUUCCUGUGGCGCCUCGUAGGGAGGGGGGGUUGCUCCGUGGAUUCUGGCCUCACUAAACAGCUGUCGUUCUUCUCAUUGUAUCUACCAUUUUUUUAAUCCUUUUGCUGCCACCAAAAAGAAAAAAUGACCUCCAAUAAGAUUGGGACUCUUUUUGUUGUUUUUUAUAUAUUUUGACUUCUCCUUAAGGAUAGUUCUAACCAAAAACACAUUUCACUUUGACAAACUUCAACACGUUUACUAAUUCCAUUCAUCACUAACAGUUUAUUUUUGACUUUUGGGCCUUGAUUUAAAUCAUGUAGAUUUUUAGACUCUUCUUUAUCCUCACUUUAUAUAUUGUCGCGUUUUCAGAACUUUGUAAGUCUGAUAUUAAGUUAAGAAUUAAGUAUCACUUUUGAAUUGUGGUUAAAAGGCUUUAAAAACAAGUAAUAAGUGGCCGAUCUAAAGGUUAUCAUUGCUUUAAGGGCUCGGAGAGUCGGCCGGCGUGCGGAUCUCCGAGCCUCUCUUCUGGAAACACUGACUUUUACAUUUUGCUGCAGCUGCGACGGCGCCGCUCGGCUUUUGGCGGCCUCGUAGACACUGACAGAAAAUGACUGAAAGGUGGCGAGGAAAGCUUUAGCGAGCUGCAGAGCUGCAGCAGGGCGGUGAAAUCUAUAGGAUUACUGUAUAUUCUGGGUGUUUCGGCGGCGAUUGCCUGGUGGGGGUUGUUGUAUUGUGGUUUUUAUGUUCUUUUUAACAGUAGUACGAUCUACUUGUGCACAGUAUCUGUACCAAAAAAAAAAAAAAAACUGGAUUGAUGAGCUGCAGUCUGCCUGUUUUGGGAGGAAUGAAAUUCUGUCUUUUUAUUCUGUCUGCUGACGGGCUUUCGUACUUUAAGAUAUACCAAAAAUAUUUGUUCAAAUACUUGGUGUGUGUAGUUGGUGUAGCUUAGUUUAGUCGAUAUAUUUAUGAGUACAGAAUCUCUUCAAAAAAUAUAGAAAUGCAAUAUUUUGAUUACCAUUUUCCAAAGAUGACUUUUGUUUAUAAAGUGUCUCAUAGCUCCGUUUUUAAUUGGCAGCACAACGAACCAAAAAUGCGAGGAAUUGGUGGGUUUGGGUGUGAGGAAGUCGUUUUUAUUGUUGAUCUUUUUACAGUUUCAGUGUUUAAUCCAGUUUCGAGGCUCCUUUCACUAUUUAUUGUAGCAGUUUUGGACUUUUCUAAACAAAAGACAAAGAUUUUUUUUGCUUUUUGUGGUAAUCUUCAGCCAUACGACGACAGCUUGAACCAAAGUGGUUUUUCCUCGGCGGUUGCUGUGCCUGCCCGAGCACACCAGCCCCUGUUCACACCGUCUCUGCUCUCCCAACAGUCUUUUCCUCCUCUCUCUUUUUCACCCACCACAGUCAGCACCAGGAUUUGGUGCCGCUGGAUCCAAACCACAGAAACUGAGCUUUAAAGACUCGCUGCGAGGGCGGCGAGGGGCCUGCAUGCUUCCUGAUGGCUUUACGGCUUCAUCCUGUGUAAAUCAGGGUUGUUGUUGUUUUUUAACCCUUCUGUUGUAGGGCUCACACGUGUAAAUUCAUCCAAUUCUGCCCCAUUACCGAGCCCCCACUUUGAACAGACUAAUGCUGCUCCAGAAUCCCUCCUAAAACCUGCCAAACGUUCUGUCCCUGUGCAGCAGGGGGGCCACGACAUGUUCAGCUAAAGCCCACACAGACGUAGCAUUGUUCUGCAGAAAAAUGACUCAAUGAAUUCUAGAGGGAUUACCGUGUUGCUGGAAACAGUUUCCACGUCCUCCCUUUUGUGCUUUUUAUUUUUUCUCUUGAAUUACUGAAUAUACCUCAGCAGCACUUCAAUAUGAGGCUCACCUUUAGACAUUUAUGUGUAUAGAACUUUGUAGAAUGUAUAAGAACUGUCCGGCUCCGCCGCUCAGACUUUAUACCUUUGAACCAUGCAUAGAAAGAAACCAGAAAAAGGACAACCUACUACUGCUAUUUUCUAGUACUACUAUUUAUGGGCUGUUUCCAGGUUUGUGUUGUUUUGAGGUCCACUUUGCCAAAGUUGAAAGCCUUCGUGUCUGGUCCCGGACGAGCCCCCAGAACCGGGUCCGUGCUGUUUCUAGAGGCUAGCAUGAUGAAGCAGUUGGCACCAUAGGAUGUUACUGAGAUAUUUAUGAGGAAAGACUUAAGAAUUAGAUAAACAAUCUUUUCUUAACUCUAUACAUAUAAAUAUAUAUAUAUAAACACGUGUAAGAUAUUCAUAUUUUAUAUUUGAUCCAGUACGUUAUCAAGUCUGAAUGUAGUGUUUAUCAUGCUAACUCAAAACUCCCCUUUUUUAAUUCUUUUUUUUUCUAAUGAACUGAUAAGACCAAAAAGAAAAGAGGCGAGGGGGCGUGUCCCGCCAUAGCGUUACUCCUGUGUCAGGUUUGAAAGCGCCAGAUCUACUUAAUUUUCUGUUAAAUAACUGUGUACUUGAUUUGCUGUGCUGUCUUUAACAAUCAUUUAUUUUGUUUUUGAACGAUUACUUUAUGCCUUUAAUUGUUUUGUAUAGUGCGAGGGCGAGAUCACUGGCUUUCUUAGUGGGACAGAAAAGAAACUUAUCAUUUAUGCCUUAUUGUUAUGUAGAAGACAUGAGCAUUGUAGCAUUGUGAGUGUGUGUGUGAUUGUGUGUGUGUGAGGGAGGGAGGGAGCGCUCACCCAGUGCUUAGUUUUAACUGAAAUAAGAACAGUUCUGCUUUCUGGGCUCCGAUUUUCGAAUAAAGCUUUAUGAAUAUUUCCAGCAGGCAGGUUGGAAGAGAGAGGACAGUCUGCAGAGCAUGAUGGUGCAUUUUCUCCAUCUUCCAAAGAGCGAGGUGCUUGUUGUUCGGGCUUUGGGGUUGUUUGGUGAAUUGAAAGUUUGGCGAUCAGGUUUGGGUUUGAGGCUGCGUGGAGCAUCGGAGAGGCCAGAGAAGCUGUUGUAUACCUCAUUUCUAACUCUAGGCUGAGUUGAACCUGCUUUUAUGAAAUAUAAAAAAAAAAGUUUUUAAAAUUAUUUUGAAAAAUGAUUUAAAAAAAAGUUACUUUUUGUCGGUGGGAAGGCCUGCUCGUACCUGUGCUGCCACAAGAGGGCGACAUUACACAGCUUGAAUGUCUGCCUCUUUCUGAUACAAAUUCUCCUCCUUUUUUUGCUUGAUUUUGUUUGGUAAACCUUCCCGUUCUGUUCCAAAUCUUCUUUUCCAAUUUGACAAUCCUGUUUUAGUUUCUCUCAGGCACAGGUGUGGGCUCGUCUUCCCGCCUGACCACUCAGCCCGCUCUCGGUUUCCCAGUUUUACCGACGUUAACCAAAGAUUCAGAACUUGAUUGUAAAACACAGAUGUCUCGCCCGUCCCCGCCCCACUGCUCGGCAUCAAACGCCCGAGUCCUGGAGUUCUGCGUCUGAUCGCAUGAGGCGGUGCAGUGGUUUCAGUGCCUGAGGGGCGGGGAUGGCAGGGGGCUCAGUGGGCGGGGUCACGCCUGGCUUUCAAACACUGUACCCCUUCAGGACUUUGAAUGCUCGCCUGUCUGGAGCCCCACGCCCUCAAUUCCUCCCACUGUCUCUCCUCUGAAGGUGAAAAUGUCUCUGUGUCCUCCUCAUCAUCUGUACACUGUAACCCCCUGGACAUCUCCUCCCCCUCCUCCAAUGUAGUCCCUUCACAACAGACUGGUCAGCUGUGACACUAUGCAUCAUGGUCCUUCUCUCCGCAUGGACUGUGUCCCUCCAGCGACACUUUGUCUAAGGCUUUACUCCGAGUGUGGCCGUCGGGCCUCACAAGCUCAAUUCCAAAGCAAAAAUCCAAAUAUUUAACUUUUGACAAACGCAGAUACCAAAGAUAUCUUUCUGUCCUGUGUCUGUUUUCUGUCCCUCCUGCCCUGCAGCAUGUACCAGAGACAAACCCAGCACUGGCUUUAGUCGUAGUCUCAGUAAUUCCAAAGCUUAGAUGUAUAUUUUGGUAUAUUUCUGAGAAAAACCUGUUUGAAAAGCGUCUGUUUGUUUGAGGUAACCUGUUUGUUUUUUUUCUGUCACAGCAUGGAGUAAUUGCAGAACUGUCUUACUCUUCGUAGGUUCAAGAUAUAGUAUUUUUGUAUGUUUGGGGGCGUGUCGUGUGCGGUUAUUAGUUCACAGCCCAAGCGACCAUCUCAAGAAAACACAAAAAAAAAUUAGGGGGGAAAGUAACCACCAAACAUGUACAUAAAGCGUCUGUGUAUCUGAAGAAAUGCUCUGUCAAACAUUUCACAUCGGGAGCUUGGGCUCAUCGCAAGGAAUGUGUUCCGCUUUUAGUUCCUUCUUUCUUACUCUGCAGUUUUCCUGGGACUCGAAUGUAAAGAGUUUUGGAUUUCAACACUGAGAGGAACACUGAUUGCAAAAGAAAAAAAAAAAGACUGAAAAACCGGCCUCCAAUCAUGGCGGCACAGAGCUGAACGAUUGUGUAGGACUACAAGUAUGUGAAUCAGGAUACCUAGAUUUUUUUUUUUUGCAUUUGUCUGCUGUAUUUUUGUUUUUAUACACAUUCAAAGAUAAUCUUUUACUGUAAAUGUACAGUUCUCUUUUGUUGUAAACAUCAUUAAACCAUUUUCCAAGUG
Oryzias melastigma (Indian medaka) is the source of this 6772-nucleotide messenger RNA. RefSeq names its product POU class 2 homeobox 1b (gene pou2f1b). Gene Ontology annotation, cellular component: nucleus. Lineage: Eukaryota; Metazoa; Chordata; Actinopteri; Beloniformes; Adrianichthyidae. Gene Ontology annotation, biological process: regulation of transcription by RNA polymerase II. Bases 41 to 2167 code for a protein of 708 amino acids. Gene Ontology annotation, molecular function: RNA polymerase II cis-regulatory region sequence-specific DNA binding; DNA-binding transcription factor activity, RNA polymerase II-specific. The record is from RefSeq and is a predicted model, not a curated record. The transcript has 15 exons.